Mangifera indica (mango) is the source of this 2275-nucleotide messenger RNA. Its product is annotated as vacuolar protein sorting-associated protein 9A-like. The record is from RefSeq and is a predicted model, not a curated record. Gene Ontology annotation, biological process: vesicle-mediated transport. Gene Ontology annotation, molecular function: small GTPase binding; guanyl-nucleotide exchange factor activity. Lineage: Eukaryota; Viridiplantae; Streptophyta; Magnoliopsida; Sapindales; Anacardiaceae. Gene Ontology annotation, cellular component: endocytic vesicle; cytosol. The transcript has 5 exons. Bases 338 to 1774 code for a protein of 478 amino acids.
AUAAAAUUGAGUAGGUUUUUUUUAUUUUUAAUCAUUCGAUGCUUAAGUAGUUAAGUUCGGGUAUUUAUAUGUUUUUGUAUUAGAAAAUGUUAUAAAAUAAAUAUAAAUUGUUUGCUCCCAAGUUAUCGGGUUUCUCUUGGAAGUCUCCGCUUACUAAGUCCAUUCUAUUGCCAAAUAUCAAAAACAACCUUAUACAUCUGUUAAUAUCACUUAUGCCCCUAAUCAAAUCAUAGCUGUUCACCUCUCGCGCUGCUCAAACUCUACGCUGCUCUCUCAUCACUGUAAGCUCUGAUUUUUUUGUUUAUAUAUUUUCAAACAAUCGGACGGUGGAAGUUCAAUGGAGAACGCGGACGUUUUCUUGGGCUUGCAAGACUUUCUGGAACGCAUGCGUCAACCUUCUGCUGCAGAUUUCGUCAAAUCCAUCAAGAGUUUCAUUGUGUCAUUCUCAAACAAUGUUCCUGAUCCAGAAAGGGGUAGUGCUGCAGUGCAGCAGUUCUUUGCCAAUAUGGAAGCCGCUUUCAGGGCUCAUCCACUUUGGGCUGGUUGUUCAGAGGAGGAGCUGGAGAGUGCCGGUGAAGGGUUGGAGAAGUAUGUAAUGACAAAACUAUUUAACCAUGUAUUUGCAUCCAUUGCCGAUGAUGUAAAAUUUGAUGAAAAUCUUUAUGAGAAGACUGCUUUGGUUCAACAAUUUAUUCAGCCUGAAUAUUUGGAUAUUAAUUCUACUUUUCAAAAUGAAUCAUCAUGGCUUCUUGCACAGAAAGAGCUGCAGAAGAUAAAUACGUAUAAGGCUCCAAGAGAUAAGCUUGUAUGUAUUCUCAGUUGUUGCAAGGUUAUCAACAAUUUACUACUUAAUGCUGCCAAAGCUUCAAAUGAGGAUCCCCCUGGCGCUGAUGAAUUUCUUCCGGUCCUAAUUUAUGUUACUAUAAAGGCAAACCCUCCACAGCUACACUCAAAUUUAUUGUAUAUACAAAGAUUCAGGUCUCAAUCUCGAUUGGUUGGAGAAGCAGCCUACUUUUUCACUAACAUGCUCUCUGCAGAGUCGUUCAUCUCAAACAUUGAUGCAAAAGCCCUUUCAAUGUCGGAAUCUGACUUUGAAACAAAUAUGGAAUCUGCUCGAGCCCUUCUUUCUGGUCUUGCAACAGAGAUGGACAGUAUGCUUGAUAAAAGUGAUGAAAUUGUUGGACAAAUUUCCAGAGAAGAACUUACGGAAUCCAAACAUCAGGCACUAAAUUCUAAGAAGGAAAAGGAACCUAUUAUAUGGGCCAAGUCUUCUGAAACCAAGUAUGGAAGUAAGAAAUCAAUGUCUGCUAAUGAUCAGGCACCGAUAACUAAAGUUCCAUCCCUCUCAGAGUUGGAGAAUAAAGGGGCAAAUAUGCUUUUGAAGGAGGAUAAGGCGAACAAAGUCUUUCAGGAGUAUCCAUACUUAUUUGCCCAUGUUGGUGACCUUACAAUCAAUGAUGUAGAAGACCUGCUAAAUAAUUAUAAGCAGCUUGUUUUUAAAUAUGUUUGUCUUUCCAAAGGGUUGGGUGGUGCUACUUCCUCUUUUCCUUCUUUGGAUUUGAAUAUUCAAUCCCAACAUCAUGCUGAAACUGUGAAGGAAUCUGAAGAUCACAGGAUAUCAGAGCUGAAUGAUAAACCACACAUAAAUACCAGCAGCUCAGAUGAUGGCUCUAAUCAAGCUUUGGUUUCUGGUGAAGAUAAUGUCGAAUCUCAGUUGCUGGACAAUGAGGCAAGUGUACACGAAGAUGGGAAAAAUGAUGAGACUUCUCAAUGAACAAUUUCUGGAAAGGCAUGUCGCGUAGACAUACAUUGAGUCUUCAAUGGGGUAGCCAGGCAGUCAGGCGCUUUCUUUCUCGACUUGUGGUGGAAAGCUAAAUUGUUAUAAAAAUAGCUUUGGAAGCAGAGAGUGUACAUGCUGUCUGAAUAUAAUUCCUAAACAAAGGGAAGAUGUGGGAAUAUCGCGUUUCAAGUUCAUCAAACAGAACUCCUGAGAAGAUGCAUAUUCUGCAUCCAGGUCGCUUCCAUUCAACAUAACCGGGAAAUGCAUAUCAAUCAUAUGCAUUCAAGGUACUACCAUUUAUGGGUGGCUUUAGAUUAAAAGUUAUAGGAACUCAGAACAUAGGAAGUAUAGUUCACAGAUAGCUGAGGGGAUAGAAAAUGUUUGGGAUGUUGGGAUAUAGCCCUAAGUAAUAGUCCCUUUUUAACUGUGUUUGACCAAAGAUAAUUAAUAUUUUCAUCAAUGAACAUGAAAAUUUAUAUUUGUCUACUGCCAAAA